AUGGUACCAGACGCUGAGAAGUCAAUCGCCGUCGCGACCAAAGAUGACAGCCACAUCUCUCCUCGCCAGGCGGAUGCAGCCUUGGAGUAUCUCCAGACUGGAGAAGUGACGACUUUCUCCGAGGUCGAAGAGAAGCAGCUUGUGCGGAAAAUUGAUCGCAUGAUCGUGCCCCUGAUGUGGGCGAUCUACUUCCUCCAGUACCAGGACAAGAUUCUCAUCAACUAUGCGUCAGUAAUGGGGUUGCUGGAUGACACGGGGAUGCGGACUGAUCAGUUCUCCAACCUGGCGUUGGCGUUCUACGUCUCAUACCUCUUCUUUGAACUUCCGACCGGAUACCUGAUGCAGCGUCUACCGACGGCAAAAUAUCUAGGCUUGAACGUCACUCUGUGGGGGCUGUUGACAACUCUGAAUUGCGUUGCGAAGAACUUCGCUGGGCUGGUAAUUCUCCGAGUUCUUCUGGGAUGUUUCGAAAGCGCAGUGGCGCCAGCUCUUAUACUCAUAACCUCUAUGUGGUACCGGAGAGACGAGCAACCAAAGCGAAUCGGCCUGUGGUACUUGGGAACAGGCACUGCGACUAUUGUCGGGGCUCUGGUCGCCUACGGUCUCCUCUUCUACACAGACGAUGAGUUCUACUCCUGGCAAAUCAUGUUCUUGAUUUUCGGACUGGUGACCAUCGCCGUCGGGGUUACAGUCAUCGUUAUCUUCCCGGACAAUCCCAUGACCUCUUGGCUCAGCCACGAGGAGAAGAUCAUGGCCAUCGAGCGCCUCCGCGAGAAUCGCACUGGCAUCGAGAACAAGCAGUUCAAAUGGAACCAGUUCCUCGAGGUGUUCGCCGACCCGCAGGCCUACCUGAUCGCCAUCAUCGUGGCGGCCAGCAACAUCAGCAACGCCGCCAUCAGCAGUUUCUCGGCGCUGAUCAUCAAGGACUUCGGCUUCACCACCAAGGAGACCGAACUGCUCACGAUCCCGGGCGGUGUCGUCAGCGUGGUCAGUAUAUUGGCCGGGACACAUCUGGCAGGACGCUUCGACCAGCGCUGUUUCUGCGUGCUUGCCAACCAAGGCGCGAAGCUGGCGGGCAACUACCUGACCAACUGCGUCGGGUCCGCCCUGCCGUUGAUGUACUCGAUCGCGGGGGCCAACGUGGCCGGGCACACCAAGAAGGUCACGAUGAACGCAAUCGUGCUCAUGUCGUUCUGCCUGGGCAACAUCCUCGGGCCGCUGUCAUUCCGCACGCAGGACGAGCCGGAGUACAUGCCAGCCAAGGUGGCGAUUGUGGCCACCGUCUCGGUGGCGAUCGUGUUCACGGGCGUGCUCAAGGGCUAUUACAUCUAUGAGAACCGACGGCGCGAGAAGAACGGGCUGGGUGUGCAGCACCAGGAGGACUCCGAGUUCCUCGAUCUGACGGAUCGGGAGAACCUGGAGUUCAGGUAUAAGCAUUGA
Messenger RNA from Aspergillus saccharolyticus JOP 1030-1, 1440 nucleotides. RefSeq names its product putative MFS transporter. Gene Ontology annotation, cellular component: membrane. Gene Ontology annotation, molecular function: transmembrane transporter activity. The record is from RefSeq and is a predicted model, not a curated record. Gene Ontology annotation, biological process: transmembrane transport. Lineage: Eukaryota; Fungi; Ascomycota; Eurotiomycetes; Eurotiales; Aspergillaceae. Bases 1 to 1440 code for a protein of 479 amino acids. The transcript has 7 exons.